AUGAGAGAUAUAGCACCUCCAGGAUCGAUAAAAGAAACUUGGUAUCCUAAUACUACGUUCUCCAUGAAACCGACGCCGGAAUCGGAAGCCGCUUGGGGAUCUUUAAUGCCAGUGGGCAGAGGAUUUAUAUAUCGACCUGAGAUAGCACCAAUUGUAAAAAGUGUCUCGGUAUUCCAUCAACUACAUUGUCUGCACGGCCUCCGUACCUCCUACUACGAUCUACACUAUCAACUUGCGCGCGCAGCCGGGGGACCCAUCGAUCCAUUUCUUGAGCAAAAGGCCGCGCAUACGCAUAUAGAGACUGCGCAUCAAAAACAUUGUUUUGAUUAUUUGCGACGUGCGAUAAUGUGUGCAGCGGAUACGAAUUUGGAAUAUGUUGAUCCAGUUACGGAUGAUACAACGGGGUGGGGGAGUGAGAGGGUUUGUAGGAGUUUCGAGGAUGUAAAGGGAUGGGCGGAGAAGUGGGCUAAUGGAACAGGUGGAGGGAUUGCUUAA
Messenger RNA from Botrytis deweyae, 495 nucleotides. RefSeq lists its product as uncharacterized. The transcript has 3 exons. Gene Ontology annotation, biological process: mycotoxin biosynthetic process. The record is from RefSeq and is a predicted model, not a curated record. NCBI's taxonomy places the organism in Eukaryota, Fungi, Ascomycota, Leotiomycetes, Helotiales, Sclerotiniaceae. The coding region runs from base 1 to 495 and encodes 164 amino acids.